GUGGGAAGUGAACAAAAACUAUAAUUAAAUUAUAAUACAAUACAUGAGAAGUGUUUAUGCUUUGACCUAUAGUUUACAAAAACCUUCCUUGUGAAUAACAUGAUCCUAAGCUGCCAAAAGAAUUUCGUUUUACCAAGAUAGCUAAUCAAGAGAAAUGUUACGAAAUGGCGGAGUUCCUGCCUCUCUGCGACGUGCUGUUCAACGUGAUCUCGCUAGCUGGUUACUUCUGCGACGUCGUGUUCGACGUUGUGAUGAGCUACGCGCUGCUCGAACGCGGCUAUAAGGCCACGUUCGCGGCCGCCAUAUCUAUUGUCGUCACGUCGCUUCUUAUAACGCAGGUCCUAUCACUACGCUGGUACCUGUCCGUGUGGGGCGCGGACGGGCGCACGCAACGCCCGUGGGUGGUGGCGGCGCUGCACUGCCUGCAGCUGGGCGUGCUGUGGCGGUACGCGCGUCUUCUUGCCCCCGUCGAUACUAGUACACCGCGCGUUAAACACCAAGUGCGGGAUCUGUGCAUGCUUCGCUUGGUGCACGCGUUCUGCGAGGCGGCCCCGAUGCUGCUGCUGCAGUUGCACGUGCUGCUGCGAGAGGAGCCCGAGCCUGAGCCGCUGGACUCUCCUGGGAUUUCACCUGCCGGCAAUGCAGCAUUCGCGGAGCUGAACGUGAUAUCGGCGUCUCUCUCUCUCUUCUCCGUGUGCUGGGCGCUGGCUAGCUUUAGCAAAAACGUACGCCUGCGAAACGUGCACCGACUGGUGUUAACCUGGCUCGGUGUUAUUGUUCAGUUUCUUUGGCGGUUGGGGACGAUCUCAGCGCGUAUAUGCGCGCUCACCGCGUACGCUCUAGUCUACGAAUACUGGGUCUUCUUAGUUAUAGGUCUCCACUGGGUCUCAAUGUUCCUGUGGCUCAUCUCGCCCAAGAACGUGUUCGACGGCGAGCGCGUCGGUCGCGGGCGGAAAGCGUUAUUAGCGGCACUAAUAGCUGCCGUUUACGUGCUAGCUUAUGUAAAUCUGCAAGAGCACAGGCAUAAGCAGAAGAUGGUGGCGUUCUACAUCGUCAUGUUCGUAGAGAACGCUCUGCUGCUGGUGGCGUGGUGGUGGGCGGCGCCGCGGGCUAAUAUGUCCGUGGUGGGGUUUUCCGCCGCCGCUUAUGUCUCCGGCCUGGCCUGCAUGUUGCUCUACUACAGAUAUUUCCACGUGCGAAGAUUGGGUUACAUGUUAGGAGAAAAUCAACAGGGCACGAAUAGCACAAAUGCAUCGUCACAAAACAAAAACGGGAAACAGGCCAACAAUGCUGAUAAUCCUGUUAUUCCAGGCGUGUUCAACUGUCGCUUUACAAAUCCAGUCAAUAGCAGCGCGGCACUACGCAAGAAGAAGAAGCCGACAUCGUUUGUCCCUCCGCCCGCGGGCCCCGCCGCCCCCGCCCCCGCCCCCGCCCCCUCCCCCGCGCCCGCCGUCGCCCUCGCGCCCGCCCCCGCGCCCGCCCCCGCCCCCGCCCCCGCGGCCCCUAACGCUGCGUUUUGGAGACGUCCGCUGCCGCAUAACCACCAUGGAGGCUCUUCAGAAAACGAAGGCUCGAGCGUCGGUUCCCGCGUCAACAUCCAACAAAAACUACAGGAAAAGAAGCAAAAACAGCUCGCCGAGCUCCGAGUCAUAGAAGAAGAGAUCAAACAGGGCAAACUCGCCAAAACCACCCCCGUGGCCGCCGAGGAAAUAUACAGCAGCCUACAGAGACAACCCAUACCUAGGGCCAAAACACACGCCGAACCAGCCUGGCCUAGUAUAGAAAUGACACAUUCGUACCAAAACUAUCCCGUCCCUCACACACACGCAUGCAACAUAUACCCAACCUACACAGAAAUCAAAAACUACAACCAACCCUUCCAAAACAACAACACAGAUCUGAACGAUCUCAAAAUCCAUAGACGUUACGAUAUCUAUGAAAACCCUAACAUUUCUAGACCUAUCCAUUCACCCAACUAUCUAGCUUUGUCAGAGAAUAGAAGCUACGAAACUAACCGGGCUAGCCCUAGAACUAUAAAUAAUAGCCCUAGGAAUUACAUCACGGAAAACAAUUACGAAGUCUCUUUAGAUAAAUCUAGGAUACCUAAUAACAUAUACAGCGACGCGCCCGAGUAUUCCGGGUUUGAAAAUCAGCCUUAUAAUAAGGAUGAAUACGUGUCAAAUUUGCUUAAUCAAAGUAUAGACGCGAGAUACGAGUGCUAUGGACAGAACUGUGACCGGUUUCCGUAUAUGAAGAAGGAGGAAGGGAGACGGAAGAUGCAGCGGUGUCGGACGCCGGAGAUCCUGCUCGCACCGCACUAUCUGGAGGGGUGUUGCCAUUGGGGCGCGCCUUAUUCGAACAGAAAGAAGGAAGAGGGCCCGGUGGCGGCCAGCAGCGGCGACGAGUCCGCCGCGCGGGACACUCCGCGAGCGCCCUCUGACAUCGACAGCCAGAUCUCUCUGCCGCGUUCAUACACGCUACCUCGAGAGUUCCGCUACUGGCGCCGGCGGCCGCGGCUCCGCGACCACGUGCCCAGCAACAACAGUAGCGACGGUGACGUAGACAGCGGCGACAACGACAGCGACCGACGCUCAAACUGCUCAGCGCGACAACCGUACUGCGCGCCGCUAGCGCUCGACGACCAUCGCCGGCGGCGGAAACCCAUGCCCAAGCCGGAGACCAAGCUGUAGCGAGUCUUACAGCGACCGCUCCAAAUACUCACAGUGCUACUGAGCGACUGUAGCGCUUGACGAUAACAGGUUACGGAGACGAUAGCGAGUCGUACAGCCGCUACAAGUACUCGGGUACCGCUACUACGUGACAAUAGCGGUCGAUGACCAUUAGCUGCGGCGGUAACUCAUGUCCAAGCCGAAGACUCCGGCUGCUCGGGCAGCGCUACUGUGUGAUACCAGGGCUCAACGAUAGGGCGAUACGGAAACCCAUGCCUGAGCCGGAGACAAAGCUACAGCGACCGCUCCAAUUAUUCAGGCACCACUACAGCGUGUCGCUAGCGCUCGACGACAGUCGCCGGCGACGGAAACACAUGACCAGAGACCAAGUUGUAGCGAGUCAUACAGUCGGUCCAACUACUCGGGUAGCGCUACUACGUGCUUCUAGCGCUCGACGAGCAUACCUUACCGUCAGAAAACCAUUGUUCCAGCUUUUCUGCGCAACCCUGACAAUAAUAAUGCACUGUUAUUGCUGGAACCUUUCUCAGUAACUGCAGUUGAAUCUACUAAUUUAGUAAUCUGAUCACCGAGAUUAUAAUAUAGCAAAAAAGACAAACUGCCAGGUUAAUUUACUUGUGUGUCAAUUCGAUUUCCAAAAUUUAGGAAUGUAUUGCAUUGCGUUUGGAUUACUGUCUGAGAGGAAAUU
Messenger RNA from Cydia strobilella, 3375 nucleotides. RefSeq lists its product as uncharacterized. Gene Ontology annotation, cellular component: plasma membrane. The coding region runs from base 165 to 2690 and encodes 841 amino acids. Lineage: Eukaryota; Metazoa; Arthropoda; Insecta; Lepidoptera; Tortricidae. The transcript has 15 exons. The record is from RefSeq and is a predicted model, not a curated record. Gene Ontology annotation, biological process: apoptotic process involved in development; phosphatidylserine exposure on apoptotic cell surface; engulfment of apoptotic cell.